Messenger RNA from Prunus dulcis (almond), 843 nucleotides. Its product is annotated as probable linoleate 9S-lipoxygenase 5. The transcript is spliced from 2 exons. Gene Ontology annotation, molecular function: oxidoreductase activity, acting on single donors with incorporation of molecular oxygen, incorporation of two atoms of oxygen; metal ion binding. Gene Ontology annotation, biological process: lipid oxidation. The record is from RefSeq and is a predicted model, not a curated record. NCBI's taxonomy places the organism in Eukaryota, Viridiplantae, Streptophyta, Magnoliopsida, Rosales, Rosaceae. Bases 1 to 804 code for a protein of 267 amino acids.
AUGUACAAUAACUGGGUCUUUCCUGAACAAGCGCUUCCCGUGGAUCUCAUCAAAAGGAAUGGCAAAGAUCCAAAAUCGUCGCACAGUGUACGCUUACUGAUAGAGGACUAUCCAUAUGCUGCUGAUGGGCUUGAGAUAUGGUCUGCAAUUAAAACAUGGGUUAAAGAGUAUUGCUCCUUCUACUACAAAAAUGAUGAAAUGGUUCAAAAUGACUCAGAACUCCAGUCUUGGUGGAAGGAACUCAGAGAAGAAGGUCAUGGUGACAAGAAAGAUGAACCAUGGUGGCCUAAAAUGCAGACUUGUGAAGAGCUGAUAGAAUCAUGCACCAUUAUCAUAUGGCUCUCUUCAGCCUAUCAUGCAGCAAUCAACUAUGGCCAGUACUCUAUAGGUGGAUACGUCCCGAACCGGCCAAGCAUAAGCCUGCAGUUCAUGCCUGAAGAAGGCACUCCUGAGUAUGAGGAGCUCAAAACUAACCCUGACAAGGCAUUCUUGAAAACAUUUGCACCUCAGCUGCAGACCCUGCUUGGCAUGGCCUCCAUAGAAAUCUUAUCAAGGCACCCAGUUGAUGAGCUUUAUCUUGGGCAGAGAGGCACCCCAGAAUGGACAACAGAUGCAAACAUGUUGCAAGCCUCUGAGGAUUUUAGAAAGAAGCUGGAAGGAAUUGAGAAAAGAAUUAUAAAAAUGAACAAGGAUGAGAAAUUGAAGAACCGAGUUGGACCGGCCAAGAUCCCGUACACUUUGCUCUAUCCUUCUAGUGAGCCUGGACUUACUGGCAAGGGAAUUCCCAACAGUGUCAACAUCUAAUGCUUCUCUAUUUUGUAUAUUUUACUCAUCCUUCUCUCU